UUAGAAGAAAACGAUAAGAGAGAAAUAGUUGAAUUUUUGGGUGAUUAUUAUAUCUCUCGGCAACGGCAAGAGGCAAGUAAGUAACGAUCAUCUCCGAGAUGAGCUUCCAUUUGCAAUUAGCUGCUCGCCCUUCCUCCGCCGCCGCGGUGGAGGCUCCUGCCUUCACUUGGGGCUGCCGCCACCGCCGUCCUAUCUGCAUUAAUUCAACACACCUGUGCUCCGCGGCUGCUAUUUCCUUUCCUUUGAAACUCUCGUCGAGAGCGACAAACUUGACCUCCAAUUCCUCAUCCUCCCCCUUCCGAUGUUUUUCAGCUCUGAGUCCUGAAUUGAAGAGUACCUUGGAUAAAGUUGUGAGUUCAGACAAGGUUGUUCUGUUCAUGAAAGGAACUAAGGAUUUUCCCCAGUGUGGCUUUUCCCAUACAGUUGUGCAGAUACUCAAGACCUUGAACGUUCCUUUUGAAACCAUUAACAUUCUUGAAAAUGAGAUCUUGCGUCAGGGACUCAAGGAGUAUUCUAGCUGGCCUACUUUCCCCCAGUUAUACAUUGAUGGGGAGUUCUUUGGUGGCUGCGACAUCACUCUAGGUAAUACCAACUACACACAUCCUUCUCCUACUCUUUCUUACAACGCAUGCGUAUGCCUAGAUCGCUUCAUUUAAAUGCAUCAUUAAGAGUUUGUUUGGAAUUACAUGAUUCACAUUUUCAUUGCUCUCUGUCCUUCUUGUGAGGGCCUAAUGAUCUCAACGCAUCAAGGUCUACAUUUACCUAUAUCCUCUGGAGUUAGAAAUGAUUAAUUUCGUCAGUUAGUAUUUCUUUCCAACUGAAUACAAGUGGUGUCUUAUAGGAAGUGCCAACAGAGGGAAAUGAACUAGAGUGCUCUCUAAUCAGAAUAGAAAAUAAUGUGAAGAAAAGAUCUCAAGUUCUUUAUCCCCUGAUCUGAUACAGUUAUCAGUUUCCGUCAUAUUCUUCCUGUACAACCAUUCUCUUUCUUUUAGAUUAAUGUAUAGUCCUUAUUCAUUCAUUCUCGAAGAUACUCUUUAUCCCUGCUUGCAUUCUGUUUGAGGAGUUAUUGGUGGCUAAUGAUAGAAACAAACUUUCAUAAUCGGAGUAUAUGAUGAUUUUUUGAGGGAGCUACUGGAUCUGUAAAACAUAGUAUAACAAGGGAAGUGAAAGAAGCGUGUAUGUUGAUGCCUAGUCACAGACAAAUUGCUCCUUGUAUUGUCUUGGUGGCUUUAGCAAAUUAUCGAUUAGGAUUUCACUAUUGGAAGUCUUACACGUUUCAUAUAUUGUGCAACAGAGGCAUACAAGAGUGGGGAGUUGCAAGAAGUACUUGAGAAAGCAAUGUGUUCCUAACAGUGGCAUUUGUAUCUAGCAAGUCGUCGUCGAUUGAUUUAAUGUUAAUGUUAUAUGAUGUUGCUCCACAUUAAUAAGUGUUAUAAUGUUUGGGUACAUCCUUUCAUUUCGUUUCCCUGGUUUUUAUUCCGUUUUGUAUUGGGAACCUUGAGAGGCAGCUUAUUCGUUUUCUUGACUGUGAAUCUCUGAUAACGAAAUGAAACGAUCAGGUGCAGAUGUACUUGUUGAGAAA
Messenger RNA from Salvia miltiorrhiza (redroot sage), 1582 nucleotides. Its product is annotated as monothiol glutaredoxin-S7, chloroplastic. The record is from RefSeq and is a predicted model, not a curated record. The transcript has 2 exons. NCBI's taxonomy places the organism in Eukaryota, Viridiplantae, Streptophyta, Magnoliopsida, Lamiales, Lamiaceae. The coding region runs from base 99 to 656 and encodes 185 amino acids.